AUGUCGGCAGAUCUUCCUUAUAAGCGAAAACAAACUGCUGGCACAUCAAGUCCGACGCUGUCAAGGCACACCUCAGAGGAUUCAUCAGCUCAACUUUCAACCGGAGAACAGCUGACUAAGAAUCCUGGAAAACCAGAAAAUAUGUACCCCCUCAAAUCUCUCAUCCAGAACAAGCCAUCAUCCUAUAGGACUACAAGCCAAAAACCAGAAGAGCCCACAUCGUUGUGUUCACCUCAGUAG
Necator americanus (New World hookworm) is the source of this 240-nucleotide messenger RNA. RefSeq lists its product as uncharacterized. The record is from RefSeq and is a predicted model, not a curated record. NCBI's taxonomy places the organism in Eukaryota, Metazoa, Nematoda, Chromadorea, Rhabditida, Ancylostomatidae. The transcript has 2 exons. Bases 1 to 240 code for a protein of 79 amino acids.